Molecule: messenger RNA, 573 nt
Organism: Loa loa (African eye worm)
Lineage: Eukaryota; Metazoa; Nematoda; Chromadorea; Rhabditida; Onchocercidae
Exons: 4
Coding region: 1-573 (190 amino acids)
Biological process (GO): protein phosphorylation
Molecular function (GO): protein kinase activity; ATP binding
Source: RefSeq, a predicted model, not a curated record
AUGGAUAAAUUAAAUUCUGACUUAAUCGAGAGUCGUCACUGUUCCAGACUUGCCGGUUGCGCACCUUUCUACCAUCGACGACAGCUAAUGAUGCUUCGCAUGAUACAGGAAGCAAAAUAUGAAUUUCGAGCAGACCAGUGGUCUCAAAUCACUUCCGAUGCUAAAGAUUUGAUCAAACAUUUGCUAGUUGUUGACGUUCAACAGCGUUUAACUUCAGCACAUUGUUUGCAUCAUCCCUGGAUGAAAACUGCUGCUGUAACUCUAAAGAAGAGCGUGGUGCAACAAAAACUUAUCGUUGAAAAACGAGACUACAAAAAGCUUUGGAAAUAUAGCAUUACAAUGGCACGAUUUUUCGUACGUCUAACGAAUAUCAAAGUAUUAAAAUUAUUGGUUGAUCGUGAUGCUCUGAGAGAACGUCCAUUUCGUGAUCGUGAUAUUCGACACGAAUCUGAGGCUGCUGUAUUUGAAGUCUAUGGACAUUGGGUCAAUCGUGGUUUCUACUAUUCACGUGACAUGCUGUUCGCAAAUAAACCUAAGCCGAAAUACAGAGUAGUGGAAGUUGAGGUCAACUAG